Messenger RNA from Centruroides sculpturatus (bark scorpion), 3802 nucleotides. It is a transcript of the gene Eps-15, whose product is annotated as epidermal growth factor receptor substrate 15-like 1. Gene Ontology annotation, biological process: endosomal transport; endocytosis. Gene Ontology annotation, molecular function: calcium ion binding; cadherin binding. Lineage: Eukaryota; Metazoa; Arthropoda; Arachnida; Scorpiones; Buthidae. Gene Ontology annotation, cellular component: cytoplasm; plasma membrane; clathrin coat of coated pit. The transcript has 29 exons. The coding region runs from base 44 to 3370 and encodes 1108 amino acids. The record is from RefSeq and is a predicted model, not a curated record.
CAACCGUUUACCGCUAGAGACCGCUGGAUUAAAAACGGCCAAGAUGGCGGGUUUCCCAUCGCCGACUCAGAUAGCUGGGAGUCAUGCACCCCUAUAUGAAGCACUGUAUCAACAGGUUGACCCUGCAGGUACAGGUUGUGUUAGUGCUAUGGAAGCUGCUGCAUUUUUGAAAAGAUCUGGUUUAUCUGAUGCUAUUUUGAGCAAGAUUUGGGAUUUAUCUGAUCCUAAUGGAAACGGCUUUUUGGAUAAAAGAGGAUUUUUUGUUGCUCUUAAACUUAUUGCUCUUGCACAAAGUGGAAAAGAUAUAAUAAUGGCAAAUAUAUCUGUUCAGAUAGCAGCACCUCAGAUGGGAGACUUAUCCAGAAGGGCAUCAGCUAUUAUUGAUUGGUCUAUUAAGCCAACUGAACAAAAAAAAUAUGAAGAAAUGUUCAAUUCAUUGGGCCCUGUAGGAGACCGAUUGCCAGGAACUAAAGUUAAACCUGUCAUGUUGAAUUCUAAACUUCCAUUAGAAACUCUUGGAAAAAUUUGGGAUCUUAGUGACAUUGAUCAAGAUGGUUUCCUUGAUAAAGAUGAAUUUAUUCUGGCUAUGCAUUUAGUAUAUAAAGCCUUGGAAAAUGUGCCUGUUCCUUCUAUAUUACCUCCUGAAUUAUAUCCUACUGCAAAACGAAAGAAAUCAUUAGUAGGAGGAGUUCCAGUUUUACCUGAUCUCUUACCAGGAGUGGAUGGGACCAUUACUGGAACAAAUAGGCGAUCUAGUACUCCAGGUGUUGAUGUAGCUAUUAAAAAUGUAAGUUUAUGUCCCAGUGUAGCUAAAUUAGUGAAAUCAGCAUUGACCCUCUCUUAUGGCAAUGCUGAUGUGGAACGGGGAUUUUCAAUUUCACGCGGCGUACUUCCUCCUGAUAGAGCAUCACUGCCAGAAAGAGUGCUUAAACCAGAAAAAAAUAGGAAUUUAUGUGAUGUAAAGCAGAAUGGUAAAUUGAAUACAGAACAGUUUGCUUUAGCAAUGUAUUUAGUUAAUAAAAAGUUACAAGGUGGAGAAAUUCCUACUAGCCUUACAUCAGAUAUGAUUCCUCCAACUCUUAGACCAAAACCUGGUUCUGAUGCAAUACAUGAUAAUGGUUCAAUACAAGAAGUAUCUGAUAGUUCUGGAAAUAAAGAAAUAGAUAUUAUUAAUAAUGAGAUAAAAGAAUUGCAAAAAGAGAAAAUGACAUUGGAGCAAGAUAUAGCUCAAAAAGAAGCUGAUCUUAAAAUAAAAAAUGGAGAAUUAAAAAAUUUACAGAAUGAAAAAGAUGCUUUAACAGCUAUGCUAAGACAGCUUGAAAUACAAAAAGGAGAGGCACAGAAACGUUUAGAUGAUUUAGAUAAUCAGAAAAGUUCCUUAGAAAAAAGUUUAUCUGAAAUGAAAGAAAGAAUAGAAGAAGAAAUGAGACAGGUAGAAAAUAUGAAAAAACAAUUAGAAGAACAACAAAGCACUUUAGAGAAUCAAGAAUCAGAAUUAAAUACCAAAAGACAAGAAUUAACAGAAUUGAGACAAGAGGAAACAAAACUUGAACAACAGAUUAAUAGUAGUAGAACUAGUUUAGAUAAUUAUUCAAAAUCCUUACAGGACACACAAUUACAAAUAAAUCAGACAAGAUUAAAAAUUUCACAACUUCAAGAACAGCAUCAGCAAAUGACAGAUGCACUUCAACUUUAUGACACUGCUAUUAAAAGUGGAGAUUUUAGUAAUGUCAAUGAUUCAUUGGCAGUGAUAUGCACAAUAACACCUCCAUUAUCAGAACCUGAAUAUCAAAGACUUUCUAACACAGCAGGUAGUAGUCCUGUUAGUAGUGUUGGAGCAUUUAGUGUGACGGAAGGAAUUGAUGAAUUUAAAGUAACUGAAGAUGAUCCAUUUAAAAGUAAAGAUCCAUUUAGUGGAGUUAAUGGUUUUACAACUGACCCAUUUGGUGGAGAAGAUCCAUUUAAAUCAGAUCCAUUCAAAGGUGAUGAUGAUGCUUCAGCAGAGGCAGCUGAUCCAUUUGGUGCUGAUCCUUUUAAAGAUGCUUUUAGCAGUACAGCAGAUACAGAAAUUAAGGUAUAUGAGGAAAACAGUAAAUGUACAAGUGCAGGGGCCAAUUUGAUCCAAUUGGCCUUUGGUCUUGCCUGGACAAGAUUAAAAAUUUCACAACUUCAAGAACAGCAUCAGCAAAUGACAGAUGCACUUCAACUUUAUGACACUGCUAUUAAAAGUGGAGAUUUUAGUAAUGUCAAUGAUUCAUUGGCAGUGAUAUGCACAAUAACACCUCCAUUAUCAGAACCUGAAUAUCAAAGACUUUCUAACACAGCAGGUAGUAGUCCUGUUAGUAGUGUUGGAGCAUUUAGUGUGACGGAAGGAAUUGAUGAAUUUAAAGUAACUGAAGAUGAUCCAUUUAAAAGUAAAGAUCCAUUUAGUGGAGUUAAUGGUUUUACAACUGACCCAUUUGGUGGAGAAGAUCCAUUUAAAUCAGAUCCAUUCAAAGGUGAUGAUGAUGCUUCAGCAGAGGCAGCUGAUCCAUUUGGUGCUGAUCCUUUUAAAGAUGCUUUUAGCAGUACAGCAGAUACAGAAAUUAAGGAUGAUCCAUUUAAAGGAUCUGAUCCAUUCAGUAAUUUUUCUAUAGGUUCUGGAGUUAAUAGUACCAAAGAUCCAUUUGAUCCAUUUGGAGAUUCAUCUGAUUCCAAAGUAACAAAUUCACAAAAGUUGACAGAUGGUGCAGAUCCCUUUGGUGCAGAUCCGUUUAGCCCCGCUCCUGUUGCUCCGCCUCGCCCUGAAAGCCCGACUCCCGCACUUCCUCCCAAGAAGGGCAAGGCCCCUCCUCCCAGGCCCGCACCUCCAAAGCACGCAUCAGGAAAUGUGAAGACGGGGCCCACAAGAGCGGCUCCCGCACCUCCUCCCCCACCCUCUCAUGAUCCUUUUAUGAAUACAACUUCCACUACAGCUCUUUCUACAUUUGGUUUGGGAAAUAAGUCUGUUCAAGCUUCUCAGGAAUCAGCAUCUUUUCAGGAUCCAUUUAGUUCUUUGGGAGAAUCGAACACCUCUGCAAUUCAGUCAGGCGUGCAAGAUCCCUUUGAUCCUUUUGGCCUCAAGUCGGAACAGGAUCCAUUUGCCAGCUCCGACGGGACUAGUGCCACCGAAUCUUUUGCCAACUUUGCAGACUUUGAGAAGUUUGUUAGUCAGUCUCCUGUCGCAGACGAUCCGCCACCUCGUCCGAUGUCGGAGGAAGAGCAGUUUGCGUGGGCGGCUGAAGAGAGUAUCCGACUUGAGAGGAAUCGGCAGCGCAGGGCCGCUGAGAAAGAACAGGCUGACCUUGAACUGGCGUUAGCUUUGAGUCGUGCAGAAAUCCAAACCAAAUAAAAUGGAAUCUAAAUAUAUAAUAAUACUUACUUAUACCAAUUUGGUUAAUUUUGUUUUUACGUUGACUUUUCAUUUUUCCUAUUUAAGACAGGAAUAUAGUCACGUUUAAAUAAGAAUUCAUUUAAGGAAUGUACAGAAAUAAUGUUCAUAUAAAUGUAAAUUCAAGAAUUAGUGCCAGUAUUCCAUGAUAUAUAUAUUUUAAAUAUUCUUGUAACCGAAAGUGCCACAUUUAUUGUAUCUAUAUAUAUAAAAAGACUUGUAAUGAAGCUCAACUGACAUUUAUUACAUCUUUGUUCUGUUAUUAUAUAUUUGUCAUUUUUAUAAAUAUUUGUAUAUUUUAAAACUAAAUUCCUGUAUCACUGUGUGGAAAAGACAAUUUGUAUUUUAUUUUGCAAAUCCUGUUGUGAGAAAUGUUGAAAGAUUAAUAAAAAG